Cynara cardunculus var. scolymus (artichoke) is the source of this 654-nucleotide messenger RNA. RefSeq lists its product as uncharacterized. Bases 198 to 551 code for a protein of 117 amino acids. The transcript has 2 exons. The record is from RefSeq and is a predicted model, not a curated record. NCBI's taxonomy places the organism in Eukaryota, Viridiplantae, Streptophyta, Magnoliopsida, Asterales, Asteraceae.
AUAUAUGUAUGAAUGGCCUUGGAGCCUCUAAACCAACAAACCCAUCUCACCACCGGUGGUGCUGUUCCUGAUCACCCCCUUAAUCUCUCUCUCUCUCUCUCUCUCUCUCUCUCUCUCUCUUGUUCUUCCCGAGGGGUUUCCAAUUUCAAGUUGACCUAUCUCAUCAAAGAGGUACCGGAAGGAUUGAUUUGGAAAAGAUGAGCCGAAGAAACGGUAGAGGAGGUGGUGGUGGUGGCGGCGGUCGGAAGCUUGACUUGAAGCUUAAUUUGUCACCACCAAUAGCUCACCGGCGGAUGGAAGAAUCACCUAGCCGAUCAGCCACUAUGUCUCCUACAAGCUCUUGUGUGUCAUCCGAGAACAUCCAAGAUGAGUCGUCGGAGCUCCGGUACGCUAGUAGCCCAGAGGCGACAUCGAUGAUGCUGGUUGGAUGCCCACGGUGCCUGAUGUACGUUAUGCUUGCUGAGGAGUACCCUAAGUGCCCUAAAUGCAAAAGCACCGUUUUGCUUGAUGUCGUCCAUGACAUCUCCACCAAGAAAACAAGAAAGACUUGAAUGAAGAGGCUGAAAAUGGUUUUUAUUUAUUUAUUUAUAAUUUAGCACUUAGUAUUACUAGGAUUUUUAUUUUUAUUUUUAUUUUUAUUUUUUCUCUUUUACU